CUGUAUACCAACCGUGAUCACAGAAGAGAGACGCUACUUUAGUACUUAGUGAGCUCUUUCCAUGAAAACAUGGAGUCGCCCGCGUAUAGGAAUUUAAUGAGAAAAUAUUGGAAUAACAGUGAGGAUUGGAACACAGUGUUAUAAAUAUCAAAAUAAUUGAGAGAGAAAAAAAUGAGAAAAUGUGCAUUCACCUGUUUUUUUGUGUAUUGUGAAUUUAAAAAUCAUUUAUGUAAAAACACAUGAAUUUUAUUUUGGAACAAUAAAGUGUUCCAUGUUCGUAUAAAUAAACUGUUGAAUGGAAUACACAAAUAGGUUAACAAUUUGAUAGAAUUUAUGAACGACUUAAUCACUUUCUACACAAAAGUAAUAAAUCAGUAAUAAAUCAUUUAUUUGCGAAUUAUUUGAUUGUCAUGUUGAAUUCGUGAUACGAUCUAUUUAGAUCGAAUACAUCAGCGUAUAGUGAAAAACAGAGAAAAUAUUCAAAGGGAAGUGUUGUUGUUUUUUUUUGGCUGACCAGUUUUCCUAAAACCGUUCAAAACUGGAUUUGGGAUAUUACGAAAGUGUGAGAACCGGAUCUCAAUAUGAGCCCGGCGGGUUCUCAUCUAGAAACAUGCAGCAGAACAACGGAAAUAUGACACAACGCGAAGGAAUUCAUAAAUUCGAGAAUGAACGAAUAAAGACUCUUCAAGAGGAACGUCUGCACAUCCAAAAAAAGACCUUUACAAAAUGGAUGAACUCAUUCUUGGCCAAGGCUAAAAUGGAAGUGGAUGAUUUGUUCAUUGACUUAGCCGAUGGAAUAAAACUUUUGAAGUUGCUUGAAAUAAUUUCUGGCGAGAAACUGGGCAAGCCAAACAAUGGACGAAUGCGUGUGCAUAAGAUAGAAAAUGUCAACAAAAGUUUGGCAUUUUUACACACGAAGGUUCGACUGGAAUCAAUUGGAGCUGAAGAUAUUGUUGAUGGAAACCCCCGCUUAAUAUUAGGCUUGAUAUGGACGAUAAUAUUGCGAUUCCAAAUUCAAGAAAUUGAAAUUGAUGUGGAUGAGGAUAAUGAGUCUUCAGAGAAACGUUCAGCAAAAGACGCUUUACUUCUUUGGUGUCAAAGAAAGACAUACGGCUAUCAAGGAGUUUCUAUUCAUGAUUUCACAGCAUCGUGGCGCUCUGGUUUAGGUUUCAAUGCCCUUAUUCAUUCGCAUCGUCCCGAUUUAUUCGACUAUUCCAAAUUGGUCCCAGGCAGGAAUAUUGACAAUUUGAAUCAUGCCUUCAAUGUAGCAAAUGAUGAACUUGGAAUAAAUCGUUUGCUUGAUGCUGAAGAUGUUGAUACUGCUCGGCCAGAUGAAAAAUCCAUAUUGACUUAUGUCGCUUCGUACUACCACACGUUUGCACGCAUGAAAAAUGAGCAAAAGAGUGGAAAAAGAAUUGCAAACAUUGUUGGAAAAUUAAUGGAUGCAGAUCGGCGAAAGGCUCUUUAUGAACGCUUAACUACUAAUUUAUUGAGUUGGAUUCGGCAAACAACGACCGAACUUGAAAAAAGAAAUUUCCCAAAUUCCUUAGAGGGUAUCCAAAAGCAGUUAUUAUCAUUCAAGCAAUACCGCACAAUUGAAAAGCCACCAAAAUACAAAGAACGUAGCGAAAUUGAAGCCUUAUACUUUACAAUAAACACGCUGCUAAAAACGCUACAUCAACCUCAUUACACGCCACAAGAUGGGCAGCUGAUUAAUGAUAUAGAGAAAGCGUGGCAAAGAUUGGAAAAUGCUGAGCAUCAUCGUGAAGUCGCACUGCGCGAAGAACUACUUCGGCAAGAGAAAUUGGAACAACUGAACUAUAAAUUUGAAAAGAAGUCUAUACUCAGAGAGGGAUAUCUUAAAGAAAUGAUUCAAGUUCUUAGUGACCCCCGAUACGGUGCUAGCUUUGCUCAGGUCGAUGCAACUGUUAAAAAACAUGAAGCAAUAUCAGCUGAUAUCUUGGCUCGAGUUGAGCGCUUUAAUGAUUUGACAGCGAUGGCCGAAGAGCUCGAGAAAGAAAACUAUCAUGGCAAAGAGCGAGUUAAAAAACGUGAAUCUGAGGUGCUGGAAAAAUGGCGAAAAUUACUGGAACUUCUUGAAAAUCACAAAAAUAACCUAGGUCAAAUGAGCAGUCUUAUGAGUUUGUUACGAGAAAUCGAUGCAACUCUGAUAAGCAUGCACGAACUAAAGACCCAAUUUGCAUCCGAAGAUGUUGGACCUCACUCAUUAGGAGUUGAAGAAUUUUUACAAGCACAUUCUUUACAAGAAUUGCAAGUACAUUCUCUGGGCGAAACACAGCGACGAUUUAUCCGACAAGGUCAAGCGAUCAAACACGCCAAUCAGAAAGACAUAAAGCUAUUGGAAAAAAGUUUGAGUGAAUUGGACAAAACCUACUCUGAUCUACAAAAAGCAUGUGCUCAGCGCCGAAAUCGAUUGGAAGAGGCGCGAAACUUUUAUUUGUUCUUAGAAGACUAUGACAAUGAAGUUGGUUGGUUAGUUGAAAAACAACGCAUCUGCAAAACUGGCAUAUCGGCAAAAGAUUUGAGAGCAGUCGUUUCAUUACAACAAAAACACAAAGCGCUUGAAGAUGAAAUCAAAGUUCGUGAACCAAAAUCCACGCAAAUGAUUGACGCAGGACGAAAACUUAUAUCUGAAAACCAUUUACGUCAAGCUGAAAUUAAAAAUCGUGUAGAAUCAUUACAAGAGCACUGGAAAUCUCUUCAAGAAUUGGUAGAUCUUCGACGCAGACAAUUGGAAGAUGCAUCCGAAGCAUACCAGUUUUAUACUGAUGCCAACGAAGCAGAAAGUUGGUUAAAUGAAAAAAUCACACUACUUGAGUCAACAGAUUAUGGUGUAGAUGAGCCAUCAGCACAAGCACUAUUGCAUCGACAUCGCGAUUUACAGGGAGAGCUCAAUGCCUAUAUGGGAGACAUUCUAAAUUUAAAUCAGCAAGCCGAAAAAUUAAUUAAAGCUGGCAUUUGUACGUUGGAUUUACAAACCGCUGAACCUGAGCCUAUGCUUGAGGCUGAGCAAGAGGAAUGGGUGAAUGAAACAAGAUUAGUUCAAAAAGAAGUUUGGGAAGAGGAACCAGUUGAAAAAAUUGAACACAGAAUGGUAACUGAAAAUAAGUAUUUGCCGCAUGUUCGCGCCGCAUAUGCAUUUGAAGGUCAAGGAAUGACGAUGAGUAAGGGUGAAAUUUUGAUCUUGCUCAAUAAAACUAACGAAGAUUGGUGGUCAAUACGUAAAAUGGAUGGAUCGGAGGGAUUUGUUCCAGCUAAUUAUGUGAAAGAAAUUGAGGCUCGUUUGGUUCCGUGUCUCGAGAAACGAAUUGAGAAAAUUCGUACAGUUCAAAAAGUUAAAAAAUCAAUUCUAGUGCGACAGGUAGUUCCAGUCAAACGAAUCAAACCAACAAAGGUUUCUCAAGUUCGUCCGUUAGUGAAACGUCGCCCAGCAAAUGAAGCAAAUGAUAGUAGCGAUAGUGUUGAAAAGAGACAAAAACGAGUUAACUCAACAUACGAUCAAUUACAAUUGCUCGCCCAAAAGAGGUAUGCUCUCCUCGAAGAUUCCAUUUGUCUUUUCGGUUUUUACCGAGAGUGCGAUGACUUUGAGAAAUGGAUUAAGGACAAAGAGAAGAUGCUUCAAAGUGAGGAAUUAGAUGACACCGAUGUUGAAACUGCCAAACGUAAAUUUGAAAAAUUCCUCACCGAUUUAUCGGCAUCUUCAAAGCGUAUUGAAGCUAUUGAUUUUGCUGUUGAAGAUUUCAUACGUCAAGGUCAUUCGCAAUUAGAUAAAGUGAAACAACGCCAGCGACAAAUUUAUCAACAAUGGGAAAAUUUAAAUAAACUGAAGGCUCAAAAAGAGAAAAAUCUAGAAGGAGCUUCAAGCGUUGAACUUUUCAAUCGAACAUGUGACGAAGCUAUUGAUUGGAUGAACGAAAAAAUGACACAAUUAGAUAUUGCAGACGUUGGUCCGGAUCUUAAAACUGUACAAGCAUUACAAAGACGUCAUCAACACUUGGAGCGAGAGCUUGCACCGCUUGAAGAGAAAAUUACCCGAGUCAAUUUGCUCGGAAACAGUGUGAAGAAUUCAUAUCCAAACGAACAAUCAAAUGUGACAAAUAGACAGAAAGAAAUCAAAGAAAUGUGGCAAAGAACACAAGAUAAAGCCAGGGAACGGAGAUCAAGAUUGGAGAGUGCGGUUGGCCAACAAAUUUUCAUAAACAGUUCCAAAAGUUUGCUUGCUUGGAUUGAAUCAAUAAAAGACACGUUAUUGGCAAAUGAGAAGGCUCGUGAUGUAGAGACAGCCGAAAAUCUUCUCAAAAAGCACAAUGAACUAGGUGACGAGAUCAAGGCCCAAAAUGAUGAGUUCAAAGAAGUUAUUGCUCUUGGUAAGCAACUGCAACAGCGUAAUACAAGCAAUUUGACUGAUGUAGUGGAUUUGAUAGAACGACUGGGAACCGAACGAGACGGCAUUCACAGCAAGUGGUUAGACAAGCAAAAUCAGCUGCAACAAGGAGUAGAGCUUCAGGUUUUUAACCGUGAAGCAGAUAAGAUCGAUGCAACAACCAAAAGUCACGAAGCAUUUUUGGAGUACACCAAUUUGGGAAAUUCAUUGGACGAGGUGGAAGCGAUUAUAAAACGACACAAUGACUUUGAAAAUACACUGGGUGCUCAAAAUAAGAUAAUCAAACACUUUUCUGACAAUGCGGACAAAUUAAUUGAAAAUGGGCAUUACAAUUCAGAUUAUAUCAAUAAACGUAGGAUCGAGGUAAUAAUGCGUCGAAAUGCUGUUAAAGAGUCAGCACAAAAGCGUAAAACAACAUUGCAAGCAUCGAAAGACUACGAAAAAUUCCGAGCAGAGGCUGGUGAUUUAAAUACUUGGCUUGAUGAUAAAAUGAGAGUGGCCGGUGAUGAGAAUUAUCGUGAUUUGAGUAAUUUACCUUGGAAACUUCAGAAACAUAAAGCGUUUGAGCGAGAGUUGAGAGCGAACGAAGGUCAGCUGCGGAAUAUAAAUAAGGAUGCAGACAAUUUGAUAUCGUCCAACAAUCGAGUGCCCGAAGUGAAAGAAACAUGCUCUGAGUUGAACAAAAAAUGGAAAAAAUUAUUGAACCUCUCUCAAGACAAAGGAAAACGCUUACAACAGGCCGUUUCUCAGCGAGAUCAUAAUCGUUGCAUUGAAGAUGCCAAAAAGAAAUUACAUGAGUUUGAAGGGGCUCUUCUGAGCAAAGAUGUAGGACAUGAUCUACGCAGUUGCAAAGAAUUCUUGAACCGACAGCAGAUGCUCGAGUCAGAAAUUUAUUUAUGGCAACAAAAAAUUGAUGAACUUGUAUCGUGUGGAGAGGAAAUGGCACAUGAAGGUCAUUUUGAUUCGAAUAAUAUCAAAAGCGAAACAAAAGAUAUUCAAGAAGAGUUUAAAAAGUUGGCGUUGCCAAUACAAAAUCGUCGAGCAUUUUUGGAAGAAAGUCUGAAAUUCCACAAUUUUGUCUUUGAACUCGAUGCAGAAAUUCAAUGGAUUAAUGAACAUUUGCCUGCUGCAACUUCUACUGAGCUAGGGCAAAACCUCCAUCAAGCGCAAAGUUUGCAAAAAAAACAUAACAAAUUACAAGCUGAAAUUAAUGGACAUGAACCGACCAUAAAAAAGACAUUAAACUCUGGGCAAGGAUUAACUGACCAAAAUCACCCAGAGGAAGAAAAGGUUCGGGAACUAUGUGAAGUUGUUGCGAGUGCAUGGAAUGACUUGGUUGGAAAAACGAAGGAAAGAAGUGGAAAAUUGGAUUUGUCGUUGAAGGCACAGCAAUAUUUAUCAGAAGCUGGUGAAAUUGAAACGUGGCUUGUGGAACGAACAAAUGUUUUGAAAUCAACCGAUUUUGGGCGGGAUCGUGAUUCAGCUACAAAACUUUUGACCAAGCAUAAAGGUAUCGAGCUUGAGCUUGACACAUACUCAGGAAUCAUAUCGGAAAUGGGUCACACAGCUGCUAGUAUGAUUGUAUCGAAACAUCCAGACAGCAAAUUAAUUGCAUCUAAGCAACAGAUGAUUGAGAAGAUGUUCAAAUCGUUGCAACGUCUCAGUGGACAGAGGCAAAUUCGAUUAAUGGAGAGCAUGUAUCGGCACGAAUAUUUCGCUGAAUGUGCUGAGCUUGAGCAAUGGAUCAAAGAACUAGAGCAAGCAGCAUCUUCUGAAGACUACGGACAGGACUAUGAACAUUUACUCCUUUUGCAAAACAAGUUCGACGAUUUAAAACACAGGGUGGAAAGUGGUGUUGAACGUUUCAAUCAAUGUAACGAUUUCGCGAAGAAACUGCUGGCUUCCGAAUCACCAUACAUUGCCGACAUUGAAAAAUGUCAAGAUCAGCUAAGCACAUCUUGGCAGAACUUAUUGCAAUUGAUAGCAUUGCGUGAACAAAAAUUACGAGGAGCUGGAGAAAUUCACCGUUUCUAUCGUGACGUAACAGAAGCAAUAUUCAGAAUACAAGAUAAGAAUGCAGCUAUUUCAACCGAAAUGGGGAAGGAUCUAAACUCCGCGUUGGCAUUGCAUCGGAAGCAUGAAGGAUUUGAAAACGAUUUAGUGGCACUUGAAGCUCAGUUACAAGUUUUAGUAGAAGACUCAACUCGAUUGCAAAAGAAAUACCCAACGAAUACCACAGCAAUACGUCAACAACAUGAGAAUGUAGUAAAAGCAUGGGAGAAACUCAAGGAAAGAUCAGCACUUCGUAGUGAUCAGUUGGCUGCUAGCUGUGACCUGCAAACUUUUUUAACACAAGUCAGAGAUUUAAUGUUAUGGGCUUCAAAUUUGCGUGCCACAUUACAAGCAGAAGAACAUGUUCGUGAUGCCGCUGGAGCGACUGCUUUGAAAAUUCAACAUGAUGCCAUUUACAACGAAAUUGAAGCGAGAGAAGAGAAAUUCCGGUAUCUUAGUGAGUUGAGCGAUUCAAUGGUACAAACUGGACAUUAUGCUGCGGCUGAGGUUGAAGAACGUUGUUCAGCACUUCUUGACGAACGUAGCAGAUUGCAUACGGCUUGGAACAAAAAGAAAGUGUUAUUGGAGCAAAAAAUUGAUCUAUAUUGCUUCCUUCGCGAUGCAAAGCAAAUCGAUAGUUUAUGCAUUUCCCAAGAAGCUUCGUUGGGAAGCACAAACUUGGGGCAAACGGUUGAAGCUGUACAAGAUCAAAUAAAACGGCAUGAUGCUUUCGAAAAGUUUAUUCAAACACAGGAAGAAAAAGUGGCACUACUUCAGGAACAUGGAGGAAAAUUGCUGGAACAGAAUCAUUACGACAGUGGCCGUAUCGACGAGCGAUUGCGUGAAGUUAUCGAACGUCGUCAAAAAGUUAAACGUUUAUGUUCUUUACAACGACAAAAAUUAGACGAUGCAUUACUUUAUGCACAAUUUGUUCGUGACUGCGCUGAAGCAGAACUUUGGAUAUCAGAAAAGCAUAAAAAACUUGGUGUUGAUGGUGAUGUGAAUGUUGACACUGACCUGCUUGAGGAUAAAAUUAAAAAAUUGCAAAAGCAUCAGGCUUUACAGGCUGAAGUAGCUGCCAAUCAAGAAAGAAUAAUUGAUAUUAAGAAAACCGGAGAAAUUUUAAUCAAUAAAAACCAUGAAAAUGUUGCUGAAAUAAAAGAAGUGAUAAGCAAAGUAUUAACAGCUUGGCGCGAACUGUUGAAAGAACUAGACCAACGAGGCCGUGGCUUGGAAGAGGCUCAGGAUAUCCUUGAAUUCAACAAUCAACUGGACAAGAUUGAAGCAUGGAUCCGCGAUAAGGAGCUUAUGGUUCAAGCAAAGGAUAGCGGAAAGGACUUGGAACAUUGCACACAGUUAAUUCGUAAAUUAGAUGACGUUGAUUCGGAUAUGCGGGUUGACGAUCAACGGAUUAAAACUAUAAAUACGUUGGCAGAUAAGCUUAUGAAUCAAGAGCAAGCCCCAAAUGCUCUGAAAUCAGUACAACAACGAAGGAAUAACUUCAAUUCAAAGUGGCGAGCUCUUCAGGGCGCGCUUGGUGCAUACAGAUUCAUGUUGAGUGGUGCCCACGAAAUUCAUGCAUUCAACCGAGAUACCACAGACACUUCAGAACGAAUUGCUGAAAAGAGUAUUCUUCUAAAUUCGGACGACCGAGGGAGGGAUUUGGCCCAAGUCCAAACGUUAUUGCGAAAACAAGAGGCGCUUGAAAGAGAUAUGUCAGCCAUUCAUACAAAACUCAUGAAUGAUGAAAAACAAGCCAACAAAUUGAAAGAAAAAUAUCCAGAAAAUAGUGACGACAUAGAUCAAAAGUUAGAUGAAUUGAGAAAGUCAUGGGAAAAUCUAAAAAAUACUAGCGUCAAACGAAAACAAAUUCUGAACGAUGCAUAUAAAGUGCAUAAAUUAGCUGCUGAUGUUAAAGAGAUCGAACAAUGGGUUAAUGAUAUAAUUAAAAAAAUGGACUCUGCACCAACUCCUACAACCAUUACGGAAUCGGAAUCGCAAUUGGAACUACAUCAAGAAAGGAAAGCUGAAAUUGAUGGACGAGAUGAAAUGUUCAAAAUAUUACAAAGCCGUGGUGAAGAAUUAAAAGCAAAUAAAGAUUCGGUUACAGAGGAUGUGUCGAUUACUUUGAAAUUGUUAGAUGAUAUGAAGAACAGUGUGCGUAAUGAAUGGCAACUGAAGGAAGAACAGUUACGAGAAGCGCAUGAGUUACAACAGCUCAAGCAUCAAACAGAUCAAAUUGAAAUAUGGCUCGCAAAUAAAGAAGCAUUUUUGAACAAUGAUGAUCUGGGUGAUAGUUACACGGCUGUUGAAGCUCUCAUAAAGAAGCACGAAGCCUUCGAAAAACUAUUAAAAUCGGAUAAUGUGGACCAUUUGGAACAGUUUGCCAAGAAAAUUUCCAGUAAAUAUCCAAACCAAAAAGCUACAAUCGAAAUGCAUUUGAACAAGGUAUUGAUUCGAAAAGAAAAACUCCUCGAUCGAUCCAAGAAUCGUAAGAAGAAACUGGAAGAGUCAUUCCAGCUGCAGCAACUUUUAAGGAGUUUGUAUGAAGUUGAAAGAUGGUUGAGUCAAAAACUGCAAAUUGCAUUGGAUGAAAGUUAUCGUGAACCCAGCAAUUUGCAAAGUAAAAUCCAGAAACAUGCGGUUUUUGAUUCAGAACUAAAUGCAAAUACCAGCCGAGUGGAAGCUGUCAUUGCAGAAGGAGUUGGUUUGGUGGAUGCAAAACACUUUGCAUCGAAAGAAAUCAUAUCACAAUUGGAAAUUUUGGAAAACGAUUGGCAAAGACUACAAGAAUCCUCACGUAAUAAAAAAGAUCGCCUAUCAGAAGCAUAUGAAGCAUUAAUUUUCAAUCGCAGUUUGGACGAAUUCAAUCGAUGGAUGGAUGAAGUAGAAUCACAUUUGUCAUCUGAAGACUACGGCAAGGAUCUUGCUUCAGUAAAUAACUUGGUAAAAAAACAUGAACUCCUUGAGGCAGAUGUCAACCGUCAUUCAGAAGUAUGCGAUACAAUUACUGAAACUGAUACAAAAUUCUUCAAUUCCAAUCACUUUAUGAAAGAUGAAAUUCAUGAAAAAGCAAUGUUGGCUGUCAAACGGUAUCACUCAUUGCACGAACCAAUGACCAUUCGUCGCGAUAAUUUGGAAGAUUCACUACAAUUGCAUCAUUUCUUCCGUGAUGCUGAAGAUGAACUACAGUGGCUCAAUGAAAAAGAGGCUCUGGCAUCUUCAAAAGAUUUGGGGACGAGCUUAUCUUCCGUCCAGAGUUUACAGAAAAAACAUCAAGCGCUAGAAGCUGAGAUUUUGUCACAAGAGCCGUUGAUAUCAUCCUUAAUACAACGCGGACAGCAGAUGAUCCGAGAUGGUCAUUUUGCUUCUGAAGACAUUGAAACACUUUCAAACUUGCUACAGAACAAACUAUCAAACCUGCGUGAUUUAACAAGUAUUCGACGAUUAAGAUUAUUGGAUGCUGUCGAAAGUCAAAUGUUCUACGUUGAAGCUAACGAAGCCGAUAUAUGGAUGAAGGAAAAAUAUCCCAUUUUUACAUCGACCGAUUAUGGCAAAGACGAAGAUUCAGUUCAAUCAUUGCAGAAAAAAUUAGAUGCAGUCCAACGCGAACUAACUACUUUUGCAACAUCAAUUGGUAAAGUGGAAAAAUUAGCUUCAGGAUUGAUCGAACGUAAACAUUUUGAUAGUGAAAAUAUUAAAAAUAAAAAUGAUUCAAUCCAAAACUUAUACGAGGAAAUGAAAACAUUAGCGAAACAACGUGAAAGCCGUUUGAUUGAAAGUAAGAAAUUGUACAAAUUCUUACGGGAAAUUGAAGAAGUGCAUGAAUGGGUAGCUGACCAAAUGGCUGUAACAGCCUCUGAGGAUUAUGGUGAGGAUGUGGAGCAUAUCGAACAGCUAAUUGUGUCAUUCGAAUCUUUCGUUUUGAAUUUAACGGCCAAUGAAAAUCGCAUCAGCUCAGCAGUGAUCAAAGGGGAAACGCUAAUAGCUGAAAAAAGUCCGUAUUGCACGACUAUUAAGACAAAAGUUGGUGAAACUACACAACUAUGGGAAGAAUUGAAAGAUUUAGUCAGCGCUCGACAAGAAGCAUUAGCCGGAGCAAAACAGGUACAUGUUUAUGAUCGCCGUGCAGAUGAAACUAUUUCCUGGAUUAGUGAGAAAGAUGCAGCACUUUUAUCAGAAGACUAUGGUCAAGACUUGGAAACAAUCCAGGCCCUUGUUCGGAAACAAGAAGUUUUUGAAACUGAGCUGGGGGCAGUAAAAGAACAAGUGAAUGCUGUUGUCGAUGAAGCGAAACGCUUAGCCGAAAUAUAUCCCGAUGCCAAGGAACAUAUUGAAGUGAAGAGGGAUGAAACCAUUGAAAUGUGGACGGAAUUAUUGGAAAAGACUGCCACUCGAAAAAUAAAACUCAAACAAGCCGAACAACUUCAGGCAUAUUUCGACGAAUACCGUGAUCUAAUGGCUUGGAUUAAUGAAAUGAUUGCCAAAAUAACAGCUCCAGACUUGGCAACGAAUGUUGCAGCAGCCGAAGCAUUAUUGGCUCGUAUCAAAGAGCAUCGAACUGAAAUUGAUUCAAGAAAAGAUGCUUUCGAUAACUUUUACAAAAAUGGCCACCGUAUUAUAAGCGAAAAACAUUUUUUAUCAAAUGAAAUCCAAGAUAAAAUUACUGUUUUGAGGCAACGUCACGAGUUGCUGGAAACUACGUUACAAAAACGGCACAAAAUUUAUGAGCUGAAUUUAGACACUCAACUCUUCUUGCGUGAAGCUGAAGUGCUCGAAAGUUGGAUUCACAGCCGGGAACCACAGUUGAAAGAUCAUAAAAUGGGUGAAAACAUUGCACAAGUUGAAGAGCUAAUACGACGCCACGAAGAUUUUGAAAAAACAGUAGAAGCACAGGAGGACAAAUUCCAGGCAUUGAAACGUAUAACAUUGCUGGAAAGUCUCUUCAAAAAACAAAAAGAAGAUGAGUUAGCAGCAAAACGUGCGGAAAAAGAACGUAUUGAAAAAGAACGUUUGGAAACAAUUAAACAAAGAGAGGUUAAACGUAUUACUGAAGAACGACGACGAAAUGAAAAAGUUAAUAUUUCACACGAUCAAUCACUUGAAGCAGACGAUUCACAAAGAAUUGCACCUGUACCGUUGCAACAAUCAGCGUCACACGAUGGAGUGGCCAUGACAAAUAGCAACAAUACUGUGCAGAAAUCAAGUUCUAUUGUUAACUUAUUUGGGGAACGUUUACGACGUGGUUCCGACUCUAGUAACGUCAAGCGUGCUGAAAGUAUGAAAAUUGGGCCGAAACUCCCAAAACGUACACCUUCGUUUACAACACGUCGUCGAGCACAAAGUUUCCGGAAAAAUCAACAUCCGGAUCAGUUUGAUUUGCCUCCAGUUGAAAUACAAGGGAUGUUGGAACGUAAACAUGAAUUGCAAUCAGGUGGAAAGAAAGCACCAGUUCGCUCAUGGAAACCAUUGCACACUGUACUGUGUGGCCAAUUACUUUGUUUCUUCAAAGAUGAAGAAGAUUUCUAUCAAAAAAAGGGCGCCUCUUCUCCUGUCAACAUCCUGAAUUCACGAUGUGAGAAGGCAGAUGACUACACAAAGAAAAAACAUGUUUUCCGUUUACAUCUUCCUGAUGGCUCAGAAUUUUUGUUCCUAACCGCAAAUGAAGUUGAAUGUUUAGAUUGGAUCAAUAAAAUAUCUUUCCACGCAUCCUUACCUCCAAAUUUACAACUUACGCCCUACCAAGUAAAGCAAACACAAACUAAUAGUCCAGUUGUUGAAGUAUCGCCAAUAAGCUCAAGGACAAGUUCACCUGAUUCACAAAGACGUAGUUCACGUCAAGAUUCAAUGAGUAGCACCGUUUCAACAGGAAGUGGAUUGAGUACUCCUCAGACAACAUUCCUCCAAAAAACGAAAGAACUACGUGAACAACAAGCUUCCACGACUGCACUCACAUCGUCUACCCCUCAAGCACACGUUCAAAGUACUACAGUUUAUAGUGCAGACAAGCCUCCAAUACCACCACGGGGACUACCACCACCCGUUCCACAGCGUCAAAUAUCAACAAGUGACAGUGUUCAACUUCGUAAUCGAUCAACAGAUGGAAGCAGUAACUACGGAAAUGUGCAAAAUAGACCGCACUCCACAGACUAUCAGAACAAUUCCUCAAAUGAUCAGUAUAAUCAACAGCAUUUCAAAAUGGAGCCGCCACCUUUACCAGCAACGCUACCACCGGUAGGAAGCCACAACAUAAAACAGACGCGAAUUUCAGCAACGACUAUGUCGUCCUAUUCGAGUGGCUCAAAUGUCAAUAAUAAUUCUGAGGCAAUGAUCAGAACUACCACAUCUUGGCAUUCACAAACUCAUAACGUCGGUUUUAAUAAUGGAGAAAAUGUUGUAUCCAACCAAAUGUUGAAUAACAACUUCUUGGAUAAUGAACGAGCUGCAUCCGCUAUUGCGGCCGGAUGGGGGGCAACGCGUUUCGAUGCAAACACCCGGCCACUAUCAUUGCAGCAUGAACCAUCUUCGUCCCGAAUUUCAGCUGAAAGUUCGAGUGAAAGUGAAGCACAAUCCACUAUUAGCACUAGCAGCGUUGUCAGCGGUGGAAGUAAGGACAAGGACAAGAAAAGCGGAGUGUUCCGCUUAUUUUCAAAGAAAAAACGCUCAAGUCAAUUGAAUUAAUUAUGUAUUGCAAUCUUGCUAAAGAAUUAUGAAAAAAAUACGUUGGUAUUUCAGAAAAAUCUUACUUGUAAAAAAUGGUAAAAAAUAAACAAUUUUGUACUUUGUAUUACUUUA
Sitodiplosis mosellana (orange wheat blossom midge) is the source of this 13252-nucleotide messenger RNA. It is a transcript of the gene kst, whose product is annotated as spectrin beta chain, non-erythrocytic 1. Gene Ontology annotation, cellular component: cell junction; plasma membrane; cell projection. Gene Ontology annotation, biological process: actin cytoskeleton organization. Bases 611 to 13138 code for a protein of 4175 amino acids. The record is from RefSeq and is a predicted model, not a curated record. Gene Ontology annotation, molecular function: phospholipid binding; actin filament binding. The transcript has 27 exons. Lineage: Eukaryota; Metazoa; Arthropoda; Insecta; Diptera; Cecidomyiidae.